Messenger RNA from Paraphaeosphaeria sporulosa, 1619 nucleotides. RefSeq lists its product as uncharacterized. Gene Ontology annotation, molecular function: zinc ion binding; DNA binding; DNA-binding transcription factor activity, RNA polymerase II-specific. Gene Ontology annotation, cellular component: nucleus. The transcript has 7 exons. The coding region runs from base 88 to 1542 and encodes 484 amino acids. Lineage: Eukaryota; Fungi; Ascomycota; Dothideomycetes; Pleosporales; Didymosphaeriaceae. Gene Ontology annotation, biological process: regulation of DNA-templated transcription; DNA-templated transcription. The record is from RefSeq and is a predicted model, not a curated record.
CAAACUGCGGCCGCUCACACGCCCGCCCCGCAUCACCUACAAUACUCAAUUGUGUUCGACCUCUGCAGCCUACAUAAAUCAACGCGUAUGUCGACGCCUGAUGGCGAGCCAGGCCGCCGUGCCCGGCAAGUGUGUGCUAACUGCAAGGCUCGUAAGAGAGGGUGCGACAAAGCAAUCCCGCAGUGUUCGCACUGCGUCAGAAAGAGACUCGAGUGCAAAUAUGCUGAGACGGACCAAAUUCGCAGCCCUGCUCCUCAAGUCGACCAGUCGUCGUAUGAGCCCCUUGCCGACGCCCACGAUGCGCCUGCCGAAUGCAUCGACUACGCAACCGUGCUCUUCAUGGACCCGGAUCUUCUGCAACACGGGCAUCCCGACACCCCAUUAGCCACCGUCAAGGUUCCUAGCCAAGUGCUCGAUCACCUCGGAGAUGUAGACGAAUUAUGUCUUGCAAGCGGAAAGUAUUUCGUGCGAACACACCCAUGGAUGCCAAUCAUAUCAAAAAAACGUUUCUACGACCUCUAUAUUCACCAAUCACCAUCUGCCCAUCCCGAUCUUGCAUUGCUCUUUCUGGCACAGAAGCUCAUAACAACACCACCGCCCGCCAGCCCGUACAGCGCUCGCACGCCACUCUAUCAAGUGACGAAGCGGUGGCAUUCUCACCUCGAGGUGUCCAGUGUCUUAUCACUUCCUAUGUUGCAAGCUCAAGUUUUGCUCGCCUUGUAUGCUUACGCGCUUGGACUCAAUGUCAAGGCAGUCAGUUACCGGAGAGCGACCACCAUGGUGGAGGUUGAAGAGAGGAGAAGAGUUUGGUGGGCAAUUGUCAUUCUGGACCGUUUUGUCAACAUAGGCUGCCCAGGUCGCCCUUUUGCAAUACCCGAACCCUCUCGAGAUGAGCUACUACCUGCAGACGAUGCUAAAUGGGAUAACGGCAUUGUACAGUCCGCUGACCUAGCAACUCUGUCCACCCCAUUGACAUCUCACAUGUCUAAAUUUGCUCUUCUCUGUCAAGCUGCUCGGCUCCUGGGUCAGGUUCUUAUACACAUCGCUGACGGGUCCGAGUCCUCCGAUGACGAUGUUGGACUGCAACUGGACAGGACAUUGCACUCGAUGCUCUCGGCGGCACUCAAUGUGGAGGUGCCUGACUAUGACCAGAUAACGUUUAUAUUCAGUGCCCUCGUAGCUCUCAACACCCCAACCUUCCGCCUGGCCGGCACAUCCGUCCCCCGCACGUCUUUCUCUCCCGACCGCAUGUCUCGUGCCCUCGCCGUCUGCAAGCUCGUCACAGAGCGUUUCCACAUUCCCAACUUCACCGAGUCUAGAUGCCCUUUGACGAGUCGGCCACCCGAGGAGAUGUCCGUGUGGGGCUGUUUCUUUGCGUAUCAGGUCUGUGCUGUGUAUAUGAGGGUGAAACAGAAGAAUAAUGGGGAGGAAGAGGUGGUGAAGUUCUUCAAGGAGGCCUUUAAGGUCAUUGACCGGGGCUGGAGGGCCGCUGGUAUCUACUUGAGGCUGCUGGAGGCCCAAGAGGCGAUGAAGUGUGCAUGAGAACGACGGCCAGACUGACUUCAGAUGGCGUUGGAUGGGAUAUACUGUCAAUCAGAGGGAAUUGUAAUACAUUCAGU